CAAUAAUAACUAUAUAUACUGGGGUGCGUGCUUUUCUCGUUGCAUUGUUUGACUCCUGAACCGAACACGAUCACCAUGAACGCCCUGAUCAUCGCCGUCUUCGCCUGCAUGGCAGUAGCGUCCGCCUCCCCCUCAGGAUGGGGCCUAGGGGCCCCCGGAGCGAUCCUUGCGGCACCCGCCGCCGGCGCCCUUUGGGGUGCCCCAGUCGCCGCUGGUAUCCUAGGCGCACCCGCCAUCGGUCUCGGUGGGGCUGGUGUCGUUACCCGUGGAGGCGGCGUCGUCGGAGUCAGUGCCGCCGGAGCCACUGUCGCCGGCCCACCAACCGCCCCUGCUACUAUCAUCGGACCAUCUGGAACUGUCAGCGCCAAGGGGCUCUGGGGACCAACUCUGGCUGGAGUCGCUGGUGCUGGCUGGUAGACCUAAAGCAAUGCUUAUAAACUUUACGUAUUAGGUUUAGAACGUGGUGAUGUCGUCCUUCAGCUAAUGCGUUAACGCGAUAAUUACCGCAACGAAAGACUUGGUUCAUACCGAUAAUUGCCUCGAUACCUGACCCUUUUGUUUUGUUUUGUAAAUAAAUAACUAUAGAGCAAAUACUAGACAAUAAAUAUAUAAUUCGUAUGUG
This is a messenger RNA of Anoplophora glabripennis (Asian longhorned beetle), 622 nucleotides long. RefSeq lists its product as uncharacterized. Bases 76 to 417 code for a protein of 113 amino acids. The record is from RefSeq and is a predicted model, not a curated record. The transcript is spliced from 2 exons. Lineage: Eukaryota; Metazoa; Arthropoda; Insecta; Coleoptera; Cerambycidae.